AUGUCGAAUGAAAAAGACCAAGCUAGAUACGCCGAGGUCCUCGACAACACCCAAUUUGCUUUCAUCGCUACCAUCCACAAGCUCUACUCGAUGGUCGUAAAUAACCAGCCCUGGGAGUUAGGCGAGCCUGAACUGAACAACCACGGCCAGCCCAUAAUACACAGCAUUGCCCAGAAACUGGGAUGCAUCAGACCUCAGAGCGAUAUCGAGCUCCCCAUGGAAGACAAGGAUGCAGACUUCUCCGUGUGUAACCGAACCGACCAGGGGCCAUUGUCGCCUCAGACCUUUACCUACAGCACCAAUGACUUCGGUUUUGCCCCUCCGCUCCCCGAUAUUGAUGCAGCGGCCAAGUGCCCUCCGCAGUCGCCCUCAAUGUCCAACUUUCCCGCCUGGCUCAUGACCGCCAAGUCCCAGCUCAGCAACCUGACCAUGCAGUUCAUGCAGCAGCCUGGCCCUUUGGGCAAUGUCGACCAGUGGCACCACAGCCUCGCCGGGUGGGCAGAGAUAGUAUAUAGUUAA
Fusarium redolens is the source of this 519-nucleotide messenger RNA. RefSeq lists its product as uncharacterized. The coding region runs from base 1 to 519 and encodes 172 amino acids. The record is from RefSeq and is a predicted model, not a curated record. The transcript is spliced from 3 exons. Lineage: Eukaryota; Fungi; Ascomycota; Sordariomycetes; Hypocreales; Nectriaceae.